GCCCCUGCCAUGCCUCUGGCCUUGGCCCUUCUGCUGCUCUUGGGGUUGAGCACCCGCCGAGGCUUGGGCUGCCUGCAGUGUGACAACUCGGUGCGGGAGGCCCUAAGGCAGCUGCGCUCCGCCCUCAUCCCCAGCCGCUUCCAUCUACAGCAGCUGCAGGCCCGCGCUCAGGCCCUGCUGCUCGGCAUGGAGGGGCCUUUCUUCCGGGACUACUCGCUGAACGCCUUUGUCGGGAAAGUGGGUUUAGAGCAUCUGGAUCUUGUGGCGUCCUUUCUCAAGAAUCAAACAAACAGCUUAAAGGUUAAUUCUCUGAAAGAUGGGCCUCUGCUAGAUGAACUGGUGGCUGUCAGGGAGAGGGUGGUCAAGGAACUCAAGAAAGUUUUAAGAUCGUAUGAAUUAAAAGCCUGUGAUCCCAAAAUUUGCCGCUUGCUGAAAGAAGAGGUCUUGGAUUGUUUACACUGCCAGAAGACCAGUCCCAAAUGUAUCAAAGAAAAGUACUGUUUUGAUCUGUGGACUCAAGCCUGGUCCUUUCUUCUGCAGGUGCAUGCCUGGGACCCAACAAUGUCCAUCAGGAGCCUGAUGGGCAAAGGCCAGGAAUCAGUGACCUUCAGAGACGUGGCCGUGGACUUCACCCUGGAGGAGUGGGGCCGGCUGGGACCUGGCCAGAGGGAGCUGUAUCGGGAUGUGAUGCUGGAGAACUACCAGAACCUUCUCUCACUGGGGGCAGGGUUUCCUGGGUCCAAACCCGAUGUGAUCUCCCGUCUGGAGCGAGGGGAAGAGCCCAGGAUGGAGGCCAGAGAAGACUGGCAAGUUACCUGUUCAGACGUGGAGACAAGCUCAGCAACUACUCAGGAGAAAUUUCUAAAAAAGAGUUUUUCUGAAGAGGCAGCUUCCCCAGUGGGAAAGAUGGAGGGAAUUUUAAGGGCAGUGCUUGGAGACUCCAAGAUGGGGGACUCCUGGACCUGUGGCCAUCAACUGGAGGGCCAGGGAAAGCAAGAGAAGCAUUUGCAGUGGCUGUUUGCUGCUCCCAAGGAAAACACCCAUGGGGAGAGAGGCUUUGGCUGUAAUGAGAUGGGGAGAAGCUUCAGGCAGACCUCAGCCUUCAUCAGGAAGCAAAGAGUGCCUGGGGGAGAGAGGCCUCAGAAGUGGACCGGGCCAAGAAAUAGCCUGAGGUACCAAAGGACCUUCAUAGAAAAGAAAACAUUUAACUGCACGGAAUGUGGGAAAGCCUUCAUCUACCAUUCAGACUACGUCCUACACCGGAGAAUUCACACUGGAGAGAAGCCCUACAAGUGUAACGAUUGCGGGAAAGCAUUCAGCAACAGCUCAUAUUUCAUCCAGCACCACAUCAUUCACACGGGAGAGAAGCCUUACGCCUGCCACGUGUGCGGCAAGGCCUUUACUCAGAGCUCAUCACUCACCGAGCAUCAGAGGAUCCACACCGGAGAGAAACCCUACGAGUGCAAGGAAUGCGGGAAGGGUUUCACCCAGAGCUCCUCCCUCGUCAAACACCAGCGAUGUCACACCGGGGAGAAGCCCUAUCAGUGCAGCCAAUGUGGGAAAUUCUACUCGCAGGUGUCCCACCUCACCCGCCACCAGAAAAUCCACCUGGGGGAGAAGCCCUACAAAUGCAGCCAGUGUGGCAAGGCUUUCUGUCACACUUCCUCCCUGACUCAGCACCAGACCAUCCACACCGGCGAGAAACCCUACAAGUGUAACGAGUGUGGGAAAACCUUCAGCCACAGCUCGUCCCUGACCCAGCACCAGCGAGUCCACACCGGAGAAAAGCCCUACGAGUGCCCCGAGUGUGGCAAGGCCUUCAGCCACAGUUCAUCCCUGACUCAGCAUCAGAGGAUCCACACUGGCGAGAAGCCCUAUGCAUGUCACGACUGUGGGAAGGCUUACACACAGAUUUCCCACCUCAUGAGGCACCAGAGCAUUCACCUGGGGGAGAAACCUUAUAUAUGUAAUGAGUGUGGAAAGGCUUUCAGUCACACCUCCUCCUUCACUCAACACCAGACGAUUCACACUGGGGAGAAGCCCUACAAAUGUAACGAAUGUGGGAAGACCUUCAGCCAGAACUCUUCGCUUAAGCGCCACCAGAGGAUUCACACUGGGGAGAAGCCCUAUGAGUGUAAAGUUUGUGGGAAGUCCUACACCCAGAUUUCCCACCUCAUUCAACACCAGAGGACUCACACUGGAGAGAAACCCUAUGAGUGCAGCGAGUGUGGGAAAGCCUUCAGCCGGAGCACCCACCUGAUCGAGCAUCAGAAGAUCCACACUGGCGAGAAACCCUAUAAGUGUCAGGAGUGUGGGAAAACAUUCAGUCACAACUCCUCCCUCACGCAGCAUCAGAGGAUUCACACUGGCGAGAAGCCCUACGCCUGUAAGGAAUGCGGGAAGGCCUUCAACCAGGGCAUCCACCUGAUUCAGCAUCAGAGGAUUCACACCGGGGAGAAGCCCUACAGAUGUCAGAACUGUGGGAAGUCCUAUACCCAGAUUUCGCACCUCAUUCAACACCAGAAAGUUCACAGGGGUGGCAAGGGCUGUGCACAUAAAGAAUGUGGAGAGGACUUCAGCUGGGGUUCACAGUUGACCAGACAUCGGAGAUGUCAUCCUGUGCACGAUGGCUACGUCUGCAGCAAUUUCGAGAAGGGCUUUGCUUGGAACACGCAGCUCGCUGGCCAUCAGAGAACUCAUGCUGACUAGCGAGCCUGAGAAUGAAACAAACCAGCAGUUCUGUAGUUGGGUUCCGUUUAGUCAUCAGCACUAGUAACUUCCUCCCAGAAGGGAGCCCUAACACCAUACGCUGACAGUGCUGGUUUCUUUCUUUCCUAGAAGAAAGAUGGCACCAUUUAUCACCAGCUUGGACAGCUUUUGAUCAUUUUAAGAGCUUCCCCCUAAAAUAACAGUUUUUUAGCCUCUUUCUCAACCCUAAAAACAUAAAUGCCAGAUGAUUUUAGUUUCCUUUAAAACUUUAAGCUACAAAUUUCACGGGAAAAUCUGCAGUUGGCUUAAACACAGAAUAUGUUUCAGGUAUUUCCAGCCAUUUUUUAAAAUGUCCUCUUGUUUCUGUUUUUCCAUUUCCAGGAUUUAUGCUUUACAAAGCAAUUGCCCUAUUAAGCAUCAUUUUCUAAUUUUAUUCUUGCCCAAAGGGAGGUUUUCUUCCCUCAUAUUUUGAAACAUGGUAUUUAUUUUUUAUUAUAAAAACAAUACACAUACUUUUAUAACAGGAAAAUUUUUAAGUAAAAUAAUAUAAGCUCAUUGUGAAGGAUAAUUUGGAAAGUCUAGAGAAGUAGGAACUAAAAUACCAAUUCCACAUAAUCCUACAGCCCAGAGAGAUCUGCUAGUCACUUUGGGGUGUAUUUUUUCUGUUUUGUUUUUUACUCUGUAUUCCAUAUCCAUAUUUUUAAAUGUUGAAAAAUGUAGAUCAUAAAACAAGAGCCACAUAUUCACCUACAAUUUGGCCACCCUCAGAGGUCAUAUUGUUUUGAUUUUUUUCAUAUUUCCUCCCAAAUAUCAUUUAAAAAUAAAUGUUAUUUGAUGUAAUUGUAAUCAGAGUGUAGAAACAAUUUUGGCUUCUCUGUUUUGCCCUCAUUAUAUCACAAACGUUGUCUUUUGUCACCAUAUAAACUUCAUGCAUAUCAUUAUUAGGACUAAUAAUAUUUCAUUGGUAAGUAUGGAAUAAUUUACUAUCCAUUCCCCAAUUUAGGCUUUGUGCCAAGUCCCCAGUUGACACAGGUUAUUUACCAGUUUUCCCAAUUAUGGAUCAUGUUACAAUGAGCGUUUCUUUGCUUAUUCCUGCUUUCCUUUUGGGAGGAUUAUUUCUCUAAGUCAAAUUCCCAAGAUGGGAAUAAUAGACUCAAGACUCAACAUUUUCUUGGUUCCUGAAACAGGUUGUCAAAAUGCUUUCCAAAGAAGAUGGAUCUCAACUACCUAGCACAAGCUGGGACGUGAGGACAACUGUUCUGUUACAUUUUUACCAGCACAGAACAGCAAUCGUAUCAUUUUCCCCCAUGUCAAGCAUAUGAAAGGGCUAGUGCUUUCAGUAAUUUACUGUGUGCCAAUUUCGUUCUAAGUCUUUGGUAUGUACGAACUUCUUUCAUUCUUCAAACAACCACAUAGGUUCAGGGCUGUAUUGUCCCAUUUCACAGAUGAGGAUACUGAGGCCCACAGAUGACGUGGCCAGAGUCUCACAGCUAUGAGGUCAUGGAGUCUGGAUGCAAGCCUCCAGAAGCCAUGCCCUGAACUUCAGCUGGGACUGAACACAUUCCAUAUAUAACAUUUCCUUCUUAAAAGAAUAUUUAUUAUCUUAUAAUAAAAACCAAUAUAUUCUUCUUAUAGAAAAUUUGGAAGAUUUCACCAAAUGCUACUCAGAGAUAACUGUUAACGUUUUGCUACACUUUGGCUAUUUUUAUUUUUUAUUGAAUUUUUAUUUUUUUAAUGGAGGUACUGAGGAUUGAACCCAGGACCUGGUACAUGCUAAGCAUGCUCUCUGUCACUGAGCAAUUACCCUCCCCCCGACUUUAACUAUUUUUUAAACUUAAUUGUAAUAUUAUGAUGAUUUAAUAAAUCUGGGGCAUAUUUAA
Molecule: messenger RNA, 4589 nt
Organism: Camelus dromedarius (Arabian camel)
Lineage: Eukaryota; Metazoa; Chordata; Mammalia; Artiodactyla; Camelidae
Gene: IZUMO2
Product: IZUMO family member 2
Exons: 9
Coding region: 10-2709 (899 amino acids)
Biological process (GO): regulation of transcription by RNA polymerase II
Cellular component (GO): nucleoplasm
Molecular function (GO): RNA polymerase II cis-regulatory region sequence-specific DNA binding; DNA-binding transcription repressor activity, RNA polymerase II-specific
Source: RefSeq, a predicted model, not a curated record